Messenger RNA from Musa acuminata subsp. malaccensis (wild Malaysian banana), 834 nucleotides. RefSeq lists its product as uncharacterized. The record is from RefSeq and is a predicted model, not a curated record. NCBI's taxonomy places the organism in Eukaryota, Viridiplantae, Streptophyta, Magnoliopsida, Zingiberales, Musaceae.
AGUGUGCGUAUAUAUCCUUCCCCACUGCGUCCCUCCUUUAGAGCACCGCCCGAGCGAGUGACCAGAGAACGCGAGGAUAACAUCGAUCGACCAUGGGGAAUUGCCAGGCGGUGGACGCGGCGGCGGUGGCGGUGAUCCAGCACCCCGACGGGGGGGUGGAGAGUUACUCCUGUCCCCUCUCUGCCAGCGAUAUCAUGGCCGCCAACUCCGGCCACUACGUCGCCGUCAUCAUGACCGUCACCCACCCUCGCUCCUCCUCCGCCGCCUACCAUCGCAGCAGCAGAAGAAGCGGAGGUGGAGACGGAAAGCAGGUGAGGUACCUGAAGCUGCUCCGCCCGGACGACACCCUCCUUGUUGGCCACUUCUACCGCCUCGUCAGCUUCGAAGAUGUGCUGAGAGAGUUCGGCUCGAAGAGGCGCGUGAGGCUCAGCAAGUUGCUGGCCAAGAAGGAGGAGGAGCUCAGGAAGCAGCGCGAGGAAGCGAACCCUUCUUCUUCCGUGGUGGAGGGAGAGGAGGAAACCAUGGGAAGUGUUGACAGCAGAAACAGCGUCAGGGUGGCACGGAAGGGGCAAUGGAGGCCGGCAUUGCAGACCAUUGCAGAGGCUGAUAGCUUCAAGUAGAUAAUUCUCCCGGUUUGAUGCACGUAAUGUUUAGAUCAUGGUGUUCACAGCCUGCGCUUCUUGGUUCGCCUCUCACACUCUAUAUCUAAGAAGAACAUGUUGUUGUUGUUGUUGGCUCAACAUUGCGUCGAUUGAACCUGUGUUUGUUGUUUGUUCUAAUUUGGUUCUGUAAAUUAAGUAUAAUAGGAACUUGAAUUCAAUCAGGUCGAGACAA